Molecule: messenger RNA, 464 nt
Organism: Tauraco erythrolophus (red-crested turaco)
Lineage: Eukaryota; Metazoa; Chordata; Aves; Musophagiformes; Musophagidae
Source: RefSeq, a predicted model, not a curated record
AGGCUGAGGCCGAAGUGGCUUCUCUGAAUCGCCGUAUCCAGCUGGUGGAGGAGGAGCUGGACCGAGCCCAGGAGCGCCUGGCCACUGCCCUGCAGAAGCUGGAGGAGGCUGAGAAGGCGGCUGAUGAGAGCGAGAGAGGCAUGAAGGUCAUCGAAAACAGGGCCAUGAAGGAUGAGGAGAAGAUGGAACUCCAGGAAAUGCAGCUGAAGGAGGCUAAGCACAUAGCAGAGGAGGCUGACCGCAAAUAUGAGGAGGUCGCCCGCAAGCUGGUCGUCCUUGAGGGAGAGCUGGAGCGCUCAGAGGAGAGGGCAGAGGUGGCAGAGAGCCGAGUGAGACAGUUGGAAGAAGAGCUGCGGACCAUGGACCAGACUCUCAAAUCCCUCACUGCCUCAGAGGAAGAGUACUCCACCAAGGAGGACAAGUACGAGGAGGAAAUCAAGCUUCUAGGGGAAAAACUGAAGGAG